AUGGGGUUUUGGUCGUCUAAAGGUGGUAUCAGUUCCAAGUAUUCAUUCUCCUCAUCUCCUACUUUUGUGACAGGGUCAUGGGAUGUAUAUACAGGACGUUUGAAAAAUGCUCCUAGUUCUUCCAAUUCUGCUAAAGUUUCGGUAUUCAUAUUCGAUAAGAAGAACUUUGAGAAUUAUCUUCUAAGGUUCAAUAUUAUUAAAUCAAAAUCAUCUUCUCAUGAUAAGAAAUUUAUUCAAGAGGGUUACGAUAUAUUGAGAAAUCAAGUAAAUAAUUUAGCAAAACUAAAGCAUCCGAAUAUUUUGACCCUUGUGGAACCUCUAGAAGAACAUAGUAAAAAUUUUAUGUUUGUUACAGAGUAUGUUACUGGCACCUUAGAAACUGUCUUUUCUAAUGAUGACACCGAAGAACAGGAUUUUUUGAAGGGCCAUAUAAAAGAAGACAUUGUUAUUCAACGAGGUAUACUACAAAUAGUGAACGGGUUAGAUUUCAUCCAUAAUCGAGCUAGUUCUGUUCAUUUAAAUAUUAGACCAAAUGCAAUUUUUAUUAAUGAUAAUUCAGAUUGGAAACUUUCUGGUCUAGGACACUUAUUUAAGCUACCACAAGGUACAAGUACAGCAGAUUAUUAUUUUCCCCAAUAUGAUCCAAGAACUCCGAAAUUCAUGACAUUAAAUUUAGAUUACACCGCUCCAGAACUAAUAUUUGAAAACACAGUUUCUUUUAAGAAUGAUUACUUCUCCCUGGGGUUAUUGAUGAAUUUUUUAUACAAUGGUAAAAACGUACUUCUAAAAACAGAAAAUUCCACUAGUCAAUACAAAGAUGAAUAUAAGAAACUUGAAAAAAAGAUCAGUUCAAUGUCAUGGGAUAAUAUAUUUAAUAAACUACCUCCAAAAUUAAAACCUUGUAUACCAAAGUUAAUGACCAGAGAUAUUUAUUCUCGUUACGAUAAUAUUUCAGAAUUUGCAGAUAGUGAAUUUUUCCAUGAUCCAUUAAUAAAAGUUUUAAAUUUUCUUGAUGGGCUCCCUACAAAAUCAAAUGAAGAAAAAUUUGUCUUCUUAGAUGGUCUGGUUGAAUUGCUACCGCAAUUUCCAAGUACUAUCUUACAAAAGAAAUUUUUACCUGUUUUAUUAGAAUUAAUUAAUCUGUUGUGCAGUGAAAACCCUGUGGAUAGUAGAUGUGUGGCCAAGGACCUUGAAAUUAUCAUUAAGAUAGGGUCUACGUUGUCCCAAUUAUCAUUUAGUGAAAAGAUCUUACCUGUAAUAUCCGAUAAGAUCAAUUUCCAAAUUUUAUUGGAAAAUGCGACUGACAGCUUAGUGGAUAACCUUCAAGUACUUAAGGAGAAGAUUCGGACUACCGAUUUUUUAGAUGCAAUUUUGAACCCUUUGUUAACAUAUACUUUGCAGGACAAUAUCAAAGAAAAUUGUAUUACUGUCCAAGAAAAUGUUUUGAAUCAAAUUAAGUUAAUCCUUGAGAGUUAUGAUUUUGCCAAUGUGAAAAACUUUUUAUUACCUCUUUUAUCUAAACUUUUUGUGAAGACUACAAGCCUUACCGUUAAGGUAUCAUGUGUUGACUGUUUUGAGACAAUGGUAACUACGAAAACGAUUGAUAAAUUUACUUGCAAUGAUAGUAUUUUACCAUUAUUUAAGACCAUGAAGACAAGAGAUGCUAGGAUCCUAAUGAAAUCUCUAAAAUUAUUUGAAAUGAUUCCACAAUUGAUUACUGACGAAGACACAUUAGUAGACCAAUUAUUACCUCUCUUAUGGACCUAUUCUAUGGCCUCUACUCUGGGAAAAGCUGAUUAUAUGCAGUUUAUAAAGAUCAUCAAUAAAUUAUCCAGUGAUAUUCAAAAGGAGCAUAUGGAAAAACUGUCAGAUAUGCCAUCAAUCCGUGAAAUGGAUAGUUCCAAAGGUUUCACAAAGAUUAUUCAAGAAAAUGAGUCGAAAAAACAUGAGGAUCCGGAUUUGAUAGCUAGUAGAAGUGUGACUGCGCCAGUUAUGAAUCCUAAAAAGAAGAUUAAUAUUACGACAAAUAAACACCCACCAAGUUCGGUUCCAAUGUCUUCCAUGACGAAUCCUCCUACUAACGUUAAAAGCCCUCCUGUUAGUAACUUAGGUUAUCCUUCGGUGAUGGCGUCUACACCUCAAGGACCAACCAAAUCGGUACGUACAUCUCUGAAAAUAUCAUAUCAUGAUACUACAAACGACGAGGACGAUGAUUUUGAUAAUUUCGUUUCCUCAACACAACUAUCCCACAAACCAUUGCAACCAAAUGCAUCCAGUGGUUCUCUGCCUCCUGGUUUCUCCGAUAUGCUGUUGACUCCUAAUAGAAAGGAUACACCGACCUCGACUGCAUACGGCUCAACAAGAACGUCAGAUUCUCUGAUAUGA
This is a messenger RNA of Maudiozyma barnettii, 2385 nucleotides long. RefSeq names its product Scy1p (gene SCY1). Gene Ontology annotation, molecular function: ATP binding; protein kinase activity. The record is from RefSeq and is a predicted model, not a curated record. NCBI's taxonomy places the organism in Eukaryota, Fungi, Ascomycota, Saccharomycetes, Saccharomycetales, Saccharomycetaceae. The coding region runs from base 1 to 2385 and encodes 794 amino acids. Gene Ontology annotation, biological process: protein phosphorylation. The transcript has a single exon.